This is a messenger RNA of Closterium sp. NIES-65, 483 nucleotides long. NCBI's taxonomy places the organism in Eukaryota, Viridiplantae, Streptophyta, Zygnematophyceae, Desmidiales, Closteriaceae. The record is from the annotation of a GenBank genome assembly.
AUGUAUAUCACCCUCUACUAUAUAGUCACCCGGCUCCCUGACUCCCUUCGCUUGGUUAGGGACCACUUCCUCUCAGUUUGCCCCACCACACUAACCGUUGACCUCCUCGAGGAGUGCCUCCUAGCAGCAGAGAAGAGCAUAGUCGCUGUAGGAGCCUCUCGUGGUGACCCUCGCACCCCCGUCUUUAAGGGGUGUUCCCCCUCCCCCCUCUUGCCCUCUAUUGCCUCUGCUGCUGUGGCCGACCUCGUUGGCUUCGAAUCGGUGGGCGCUGCGUCUGCCCCUAGCGUGAGACACCGCACCGGCAAGGGCAAGGGGGGCAAGGGCGCUGGAGGGGCUGGCGGGGGCGGUGGAGGUGGUGGUGGAGGUAGUGGAGGGGGUGGGGGUGGUGGUGGGAGUGGUGGCAAGGGUGGAGGUGUCGGUGGCAGUAGUGGAGGCGGAGGAGGCGGCGGCGGUGGCAAAGGGAGAAGAGGCGGCGUAGGAUAG